AUGAGUUACUAUAUUUACGGUACCGAAUUGAACGACCCAGUGAUUAAAGACUUAAUCAAAAAAUCAGUUGAACUUACAUUGACUACUGAUAGUGAGGACCUCAAAGAGCAAUUGGCACGGGCUAAGUACCCAGAGUAUCUUUCCCCAACCAAUCCUGACGAAGAAGGGAAAUACAAGGCAAUUAAGAAUCCCGAUGCUGCUAAGAAUGAUCGUGGACAUUUGGGAGAUCCUUCAUUUUCAAAUUUAUUUCCAAAAGAUGCCAAGUUUAAAAAGUUCGAUUUAAGUCCAAAUUUUGGUACUGAAAUUGAUGGGAUUCAACUUAGUGAAUUGGAUGAUGCUGGAAAGAAUGAUUUGGCAUUAUUUUUAGAAACAAGAGGUCUUGCUAUUUUCCGCAAUCAAGAUUUGAGAGAUAAAGGUCCAAAGUUCUCAAAAGAAUUUGGUAACUACUUUGGUCCCUUACAUGUUCAUCCUAUAAGUCUUGCUGCCAAGGACUAUCCUGAAUUAUUUGUAACAUAUAGAAAAGCAGGAGAUGGUACCAGACAUGCCAAAGAAUAUGCUCAAACUAAUACCCAAUCUGCUUGGCAUUCUGAUAUUAGUUUCGAAGAGUAUCCAUCUUCCUUCUCUUUUUUUGUUGCUCUUGAAGCUCCUGAGUCUGGUGGGGAUACAGUUUUCCUCGAUACUAGAGAAGCUUAUAGAAGAUUAUCGCCAACAUUUCAAAAAUUCUUUGAAGGGUUAACUCUUAUUCAUUCAAAUUAUUAUCAAAAUUUGGGUGCAAAAUUAAGAAAUAGCGUAGCAAAGGUCAAGGCUGAUUAUUUUACCGAACACCCAUUAGUUAGAACUCACCCUGUCACUGGUGAGAAAGGGUUGUUUUUCUCUCGUGGUUUUGUCCAAAGAGUUAAAGGUGUCAAGCCAGCAGAAUCAGCCGCUAUUCUCAACUUCUUACAUGAACAUGUACUCAACAAUCCAGAGAUUCAAGUAAGAGCAGCUCAUAGAGGAACUGAUUCUGGUACUGUCAUUGCUUGGGAUAACAGAAUUCUUUUACAUACGGCUGCUACUGACUUCUUGCAACAUGAGACUGGACCUCGUCAUCACUACAGAAUUACUGUAGUUGGUGAAAAGCCUUAUUAUGACGAAAAUCAAGAAGUUAAAGUUGAAGUCGGUGGAAAACUUUAA
Messenger RNA from [Candida] anglica, 1173 nucleotides. The record is from the annotation of a GenBank genome assembly. Lineage: Eukaryota; Fungi; Ascomycota; Pichiomycetes; Serinales; Debaryomycetaceae.